AUGCAUCCAUCCAACAAGAUGCAGAUUUUCGUCAAGACUCUGACGGGCAAGACUAUCACCCUCGAGGUGGAGUCUUCGGACACCAUUGACAACGUCAAGGCCAAGAUCCAGGACAAGGAGGGCAUCCCCCCUGACCAGCAGCGUCUCAUCUUCGCCGGCAAGCAGCUCGAGGACGGCCGCACCCUCUCGGACUACAACAUCCAGAAGGAGUCGACCCUGCACCUCGUCCUCCGUCUGCGCGGUGGUAUCAUCGAGCCCUCGCUCAAGGUGCUCGCCGGCAAGUACAACUGCGACAAGCAGAUCUGCCGCAAGUGCUACGCUCGUCUCCCUCCCCGUGCCACCAACUGCCGCAAGCGCAAGUGCGGCCACUCGUCGCAGCUCCGACCCAAGAAGAAGUUGAAGUAA
Messenger RNA from Kalmanozyma brasiliensis GHG001, 405 nucleotides. RefSeq names its product Ribosomal protein L40e. The record is from RefSeq and is a predicted model, not a curated record. Gene Ontology annotation, biological process: translation; modification-dependent protein catabolic process; protein ubiquitination. Bases 1 to 405 code for a protein of 134 amino acids. Lineage: Eukaryota; Fungi; Basidiomycota; Ustilaginomycetes; Ustilaginales. Gene Ontology annotation, molecular function: structural constituent of ribosome; ubiquitin protein ligase binding; protein tag activity. Gene Ontology annotation, cellular component: ribosome; nucleus; cytoplasm. The transcript has 4 exons.